This is a messenger RNA of Aspergillus fumigatus Af293, 519 nucleotides long. RefSeq lists its product as uncharacterized. Lineage: Eukaryota; Fungi; Ascomycota; Eurotiomycetes; Eurotiales; Aspergillaceae. The record is from RefSeq and is a predicted model, not a curated record.
AUGGACGAAACAACGCCUCUCCUGCCUGGACAAAAUGACCACAACGACGAGGAUACUACCGCAACACGACUAACACGCGUCUCAAGAAUCAUCGCCAUCCUCAUCUGGUCGUCUAUCAUUACAUCUGCCGUGACCUUCUUGUACAGCCUCGCCGUCUACCUGGUGGUCAAACUCUCCCUUUACUAUGUCUUCUUCUCUUGGGGAAUGCGAGAUACCAUCGAAAUGUUGCUCCCUCUGAGCUUCUUAUGUGCGGUCGUCAGCUUGUUCGGCAUCUUCAAGCUGACCGUCCCAAGUACCGGCGCAUGGCUCUUCGUCAACUUUAUCUUCGAUCUGUUGAUCGUAUUCCUCCUUUUGGCUAAUAUUGCUCUUUCUGGCUCCGUGGUUGCAAGCAGGGGACAAUGCGUUGACUAUUCUCGAAAGUUUCCAGCUCCAGGGUUCGAGGGGAGAUGUAACAGGUUUGCGAACGCGAUCAAGGCGCUGAUACUCGUGGGACUCGUAUUCGAGAUGGCCCUCAUGUAG